GUGUUGAUAAUAAUUAGCCAGACUGAUGUCAAUAAGUAGGGUUAAUUGAAUUUGAAUUCCGAAACUUGUUAGAGACUUAAGCUAAUUGUGUGAAAUAUGUCAAAAAAUUCUAUAAUUCUGAACAAUGGCGCCAAAAUGCCACUUAUUGGAUUGGGAACUUGGCAAGUUAACGAUCCAUUUGAACUCAAAAAUGCUAUGAAUGUGGCUUUUGAAAGUGGAUACCGACACUUCGACACAGCUUUUCUAUACCAUAAUGAGAAGUUAGUUGGGGAAGUUAUCCAAGAUUGGAUCAAGAAAGGUCUUGUCAAGAGGGAAGAAUUAUUCAUAACGACCAAAUUACCUGUGGCAGGGGUGCAUCCGGACAGAGUCCAAAUGUUCCUGAACAAAUCACUUCAGAAUUUGGGAUUGGAGUAUGUUGAUUUAUAUCUGGUGCAUUUUCCAGUUUGUGUGAAAUACAAUGAAAACCAGGAUUUUCCAGUAAAUUCAGCUGGUCAGAUUGAGACUGAACCUACGGAUCAUAUAGCAGUUUGGAAGAAAAUGGAAGAAAUGGUCAAAUUGGGAAAGACGAGAUCCAUUGGAGUAUCAAAUUUCAACAAGAAACAAAUUUCAAGGAUCCUGGAAAACGCCACGAUAAAACCGGCCAACUUGCAAAUCGAGGCCCAUCUAUAUUUUCAAAAUACAGAGCUAAUUGAAUUUUGUAAGAACCAUGGAAUAUCGGUUGUGGCUUAUUCACCUCUCGGAUCACCGGCAGUUAACAUAGGCUUUAAAAAAAGAGGCUUACCCACAAAAGAUGUUCCGAAAAUAAUGGAGGAUGAGAACGUUAUUUCGAUCGCAAAAAAACACUCAAGAAGUCCAGCUCAAGUGAUGCUUCGUUUCCUUGUCCAAAAUGGCAUCGCAGCAAUUCCAAAAAGUAUCACGCCGAGUAGAAUAAGAGAUAAUAUAAACAUCUUCGAUUUCCAGUUGGACGACAAAGACUUAGCUGUAUUAAGAACACUCGACAAAGUAGAGUCCGGCAGAGUUUGUGACAUGAAAGGAUUCAACAUGUCCGAACAUCCUGAGUUCCCGUUCAGAUGAAUCUGCAUUUGAAUCAAUUUUGUCAGUGAAUAUGUAUUACGUUUUUUAUGCCUGAACAUUUGAAACAAAUAAAUAGUUACUUGAAUUCGAA
This is a messenger RNA of Coccinella septempunctata (seven-spotted ladybird), 1165 nucleotides long. RefSeq names its product aldo-keto reductase family 1 member A1-like. Bases 97 to 1074 code for a protein of 325 amino acids. Lineage: Eukaryota; Metazoa; Arthropoda; Insecta; Coleoptera; Coccinellidae. The record is from RefSeq and is a predicted model, not a curated record. Gene Ontology annotation, molecular function: aldose reductase (NADPH) activity. Gene Ontology annotation, cellular component: cytosol. The transcript is spliced from 6 exons.